Molecule: messenger RNA, 1063 nt
Organism: Olea europaea var. sylvestris
Lineage: Eukaryota; Viridiplantae; Streptophyta; Magnoliopsida; Lamiales; Oleaceae
Product: cysteine-rich repeat secretory protein 55-like
Exons: 2
Coding region: 66-944 (292 amino acids)
Source: RefSeq, a predicted model, not a curated record
ACCAAUUUCCUCGAAUAUCUCAAGUUCCUAUAUAAUGAAUGCUCUAAAGUCUCAAAUUUGUUCGUAUGUAUCAGAAAAAAGUGAGAGAUGGUGAAUGUGGACAUGUUCAACUGCAAUUGAAUGGUUUUGUUAUAUUCUCAUGUUUCUUGCUAUUUUCUUGCCCUUGUCUUGCUUUAUUUUCUUCAACCCCUCAUCAUUUCUGUUUUGAUACAACCAGUAACAUCUCAAGUUCCUUCGUUAUUAGCCGCGAUAAGCUUCUUGAUUCCCUUUCUGCAAACCUGUCCAUUCCCGAUGGCUUCUACACAGCCACAUGGGGAGAAAACUCUACAUCAGUUUAUGGCCUAUUGCAAUGCAGAGGCGGCAUUUCUGCACAAAAUUGUUCGACUUGUGUUAAGAGCAUAGUCAAGAAAUCCAUCGUGUGUGCAAACAGCACGGAUUCUGCGUAUAUGCUAAGAAAUUGUUUUUUACGUUAUUCAAUCAAGAACUUCACUGGAGAGAGCGAAAGCUUGUAUACAAGAGCCACUUUCAAAAAUUUAUCAGAAGAUCCAAAUGUGGCUUCUCAAGGAAAUAAUUUCAUGAGGAAACUUGUAUCUACUGCUCCAAGUCAACGCUUGAAGUUUAACGAGGGGAUACUGCAUGUUGGCCAGAAAGGGAAAAGGGGUGGUUUUGUUCAAUGUAGAAGAGAUCUCAAUGUUUCGGCUUGCGACAAAUGUUUAAAAAAUUUGCUCGAUAAAUAUAUUCUGAAAGUUGGUGGCAAGCGGGCUUGGGUGUUUUCUAGCUUCUAUUGCAGCAUUUGGUAUGAGGAUUUGAAUGCAAAACUUAACAAUGAAGCAUCUUCGACUGGAAAUACAGGAGACGCCAAACCAUCUCUUUCUGUUGGAACUGCCAGAUUCAAAUUCAGCUAUGCAUUAUUGAUACUGGCCUUCUACGUGUUACUGAUAUGAAAUUAUCUAUUAGAACUUGUAAAAACAACCGUCUGUGACUAUUAUAGGAACCACGGUGAAAAAUAACGAUCUUUUCAGCUAUUUCCCGUCCAUCUGGAUGUGUUUACUAGAAAUUAAUA